UAUCCGAACAAAUCCGUCACUGCUGCCGUAUUUCUUUUAAAUAUACAUAGACUGCUAAUUUAACUGACGGGUUGGUUUCUACACAUUUCAUCUUGCUGUUGCCGUAUUAAUGAUAACACAAGAUGGCGCUGUGAGAUUAAAAAUCGUAUCGCGUUACGACCGUUAUCGGCGUAACUAACAAUUACAUAACUGUUAAUCUAUUCGAUGUUUUUUCUUAGCUAUAAUUUCACUCAGAAAGAACACAUUAGUCUCCUAAAUCAUCCAAAGACGUUUAAGUCCAAAAGGUCAUAGUGCUGUAAAUACAAACUCCCCAUUAAAUUAUUAGAAAAGAUACAUCAAAGUUCAUACCCUCAAUCAAGUCAAUAAAAAAAAAGCAGUAAGAUGACCGUGACAGAUCAUAUAUUAAAAGCGUAAGAUUAGCAGUUGAAUACAGCCCGUGUCACAGUAUAUCAUUUUCCCCAGUGACAGAUUGUAAACAUAGGCUAGCUUUACAUGGCGCAUCUCGUAUGAGUGGCCAUCCUGUAAAGAAGUUAGCCUGCGGAUGCUACACGCAGCUCUUUCUGCUUCUAGAAGUACGAUAGGGGCUUCAAAAUAGCAUCACAAUACAGAUGAGAGUAAAGAGCAUGUACGUGCUGGGUGUGGUUUACGAGGCCGAAGCCACUUUUGCAUCCAAUCCCUUGUGAGGUGGGAGGUGUUAAACCGAACCCGUGCCCGGGUUGCAUAUCGCGGUGCUGAAUUCAGCGAGGGGUGAUGUGCGAUAUGCGCACGGCGCUUCAGCCUUGAGAAGCUACGACAUAGUUAAAAAAAACAAAAAACAAAACAGUUUGAACUGAAUUAACUUGUGAAGAAAGAACCAAAUGGAAGAGGACCUCUGAGGGAGCACUGUAUAUCUUGCGAGAAAUACGCAAUUACACACAAAGGACAGUUGAAUUAAGACUUGAUAAUAGGGAUAUCACAGUGGACAUGUAAAUAUCCAACCACGUCUCAUCAAAAUGGAGCCAAUGCGACUUCUUCGCUGCUUUCUCCUCACUGCGCUGGUUACUCGGAUGAGUGUCUCCCAGUCAGUGUGUCCUGGAACUGAUAACAAACUCAGCACCCUGUCAGAUCUGGAUCAGCACUACCACACUCUGCGCAAGUUCUACGAGAACUGUGAGGUGGUGAUGGGCAACCUGGAGAUCACCAGCAUCGAACACAACCGCAACCUCAAUUUCCUGAAGUCAUUACUGUGCAGAAGGCCAGUUUCAACACAGAGUGCAGGGCCAUUUUCUGGGGAACUGAUUGCAAGAGAAGACAUCUUCUGCCUUCUGUUGAUUUGCCAUGAAUUGUCCAUCCGGGAGGUGACAGGUUACGUGCUGGUGGCCCUGAACCAGUUUGAGUACCUGCCUCUGGAGAACCUGCGCUUCAUCCGCGGCACCAAGCUGUAUGAGGGCCGCUACGCUCUGGCAAUCUUCCUCAACUACAGGCGUGACGGCUACUAUGGCCUCCGACAGCUGGGCCUCAAGAACCUCACAGAAAUUCUACAUGGUGGAGUAUACGUGGACCAAAACAAGUUCCUUUGCCAUGCGGACACCAUUCACUGGCAGGACAUCAUGAAGAACCCCCACGCUGAGCUGCUUGUGGUUCCUUCCAACUACAGCGGCAUUUCAUGCAGACGAUGUCAUCGAUCCUGUAACGGACGGUGCUGGGGUCACCAGGAGGAUCAGUGUCAGAGCUUGACGAAGACGGUGUGUGCUGAACAGUGUGACGGCCGCUGCUUUGGGCCCUACGUCAGUGACUGCUGCCAUCGGGAGUGUGCUGGAGGCUGCUCUGGACCCAAAGAGACAGACUGCUUUGCCUGCACCAGCUUCAAUGACAGUGGUGCCUGUGUGACCCAGUGUCCUCAGCCUUUUGUCUACAACCCAACCACCUUUCAGCUGGAGCACAACCCCAAAGCCAAAUACACUUACGGAGCCUUCUGUGUCAAGAAAUGCCCACAUAACUUUGUGGUGGACCACAGCUCCUGUGUGCGGGCCUGCCCCAGCAACAAGAUGGAGGUGGAGGAGAACCGCGUCAAGAUGUGCAUCCCGUGCACUGACAUAUGUCCUAAAGUGUGCGAUGGCAUUGGUACAGGCAGCUUACAGAUGGCCCAGACUGUGGACUCCAGUAACAUUGACAAGUUUGUCAACUGCACCAAGAUCAACGGAAAUCUGAUCUUCCUCAUCACCGGGAUCAAGGGAGACAUGUACCACAGUAUCUCUGCCCUGGACCCAGAGCACCUGAACGUGUUCCACACAGUCAAGGAGGUAACAGGCUACUUGAACAUCCAAUCAUGGCCGGAGAACAUGACAAACUUUGGCGUCUUUUCGAACCUUGUUACUAUUGGGGGAAGAUCUCUAUAUAGUGGGAUCUCUCUGCUGAUCCUGAAGCAGCGCUGGAUCUCCUCACUACAGUUCCAGUCCCUGCAGGAGAUCAGCGCUGGCAAUGUCUACAUCACCAACAAUAGCCAGCUCUGCUAUUAUAACACCAUCAACUGGACUGGCCUGUUCCGCACCAUGGGCCAGAGGGCCCUGCUCAAGAGCAACAAGGACCCACGAGAGUGUGCCCAAGAACGAAUGGUGUGUGAUAAGCUGUGCUCAGAAGCAGGAUGUUGGGGGCCUGGACCAGACCAGUGUCUGUCCUGCAGGUACUACAGUCGGGGACGAACCUGUGUGAAGUCCUGCAAUCUCUUCCAUGGAGAGUUUAGAGAGUUUGCCAAUGGUUCAGUGUGCGUCGAAUGUGACAACCAAUGUGAGAAAGCUGGAGAUAAAACACUUACCUGCCAUGGUCCGGGACCAGAUCACUGCACAAAGUGCCUUUAUUUGAAAGAUGGGCCCAACUGUGUGGAGAAAUGCCCUGAUGGCCUGCAAGGAGCCAACAGCUUCAUCUUCAAAUAUGCUGAGCCCAACAAUGAGUGUCAUCCCUGCCACCCCAACUGCACCCAGGGGUGUACUGGACCUCGUGUCCAAGACUGCACUGGAUUGAUAGACAGGACCCCUCUGAUUGUGGCUGGAACAAUCGGCAGCAUGUUUGUGCUGGUCAUCAUAGUGCUGGGGUUUGCCAUCUUCGCCAGACGCCAAAGUAUCAAGAAGAAAAGAGCUCUACGUCGCUUCCUGGAGACAGAGUUGGUGGAGCCCCUGAAACCCAGUGGAACAGCACCGAACCAGGCUCAGCUGCGCAUACUGAAAGAGACAGAACUCAAGAGGGUCAAGAUCCUGGGUACUGGAGCCUUCGGGACUGUUUACAAGGGCAUCUGGGCCCCAGAGGGUGAGAGUGUGAAGAUCCCUGUGGCCAUAAAGAUCCUGAAUGAAACAACAGGGUCAAAUGCCAACAUGGAUUUUAUGGAUCAGGAGGCAUUGAUCAUGGCCAGCGUGGAGCACCCUCACCUGGUGCGUCUGCUGGGCGUGUGCCUGAGCCCCACCAUUCAGCUGGUGACUCAGCUGAUGCCCCACGGCUGCCUACAGGACUACCUGCAUGACCACAAGGACAACAUCGGCUCACAGAUGCUGCUCAACUGGUGUGUGCAGAUUGCCAAGGGGAUGAUGUAUUUGGAGGAGAGGAGGCUGGUCCAUAGGGACCUGGCUGCCCGUAACGUUCUGGUGAAAUCUCCCAACCACAUCAAGAUCACGGACUUCAGCCUGGCUCGCUUGCUGAGCACCGAUGAGAAGGAGUACAACACAGACACUAGCAAGAUGCCCAUCAAGUGGAUGGCCUUGGAGUGCAUUCACUAUAGGAAGUUUACACAUCAAAGUGAUGUCUGGAGCUACGGAGUGACCAUCUGGGAGCUGAUGACAUUUGGAGGAAAGCCAUAUGAUGGGGUUCCCAUGCAUGAAAUUCCAGACAUCCUGGAAAAGGGGGAACGUCUACCCCAACCUGCAAUAUGCACCAUAGAUGUCUACAUGGUCAUGGUCAAAUGUUGGAUGAUUGAUGCUGACAGUCGGCCCAAGUUUAAAGAGCUGGCUGUGGAGUUCUGCAGGAUGGCCAGAGACCCACAAAGAUACCUAGUAAUCCAGGGGGAUGACUGCAUGAAGCUACCCAGUCCCAACCACAGUAAGUUCUUCCAGAGUCUUCUAGGUGAGGAGGAUCUGGGAAACCUGAUGGACGCUGAGGAAUACCUGGUACCCCAUGCUUUCCCAUCCAGAGUACACCCGGACUCCAGUACCGUACGAACAGUUAAGCCUUCGAACCAGAGCAGUCAUCAUGAAUUUAAUACACGGGAAAUGGGAGGGAUCCACUCCCAGGCAUCAUCCACCACCUCUUCUGGUAACCCUCCAGCUACAGCAGGAGUCCAGUGGGUGGCUCAGGCCUCCCAGGAGGAGCAGCGCUGUAACGGGAGCCUGAAGAAGCAGCCUGGAGCUGGGGAGGAUGGCAGCAGCCAGCGCUACAGUAUUGACCCUACUGUCUUCCUGGGAGAGAAAACCCAGAGAGGAGCUGCUACUGAGGAUGGCUAUGUGAAACCCAGCAAGGACAAGAGUUCCUCAGAUCAUAUGAGUCCUGUUGAAGAGAAUCCUUUUGUUGCUCGACGAAAAAAUGGUGAGAUUCAUGUAUUGGACAAUCCAGGUUACCACCACAGCACCCCAGAUGGAAAUCUUCGGGUUGAAGAGCCUUAUAUUAAUGAGCCCCUUUACCUAAACACAUUCCACAAAGGAAGUAUGAACCAAGUGGCUCUGAAGAAAAAUGGAGCAUCUGUUUCACUCCAUAUGACAACAGCAAGCAGCACAAUAGGCAGCCAUGUACUUCUCAGCACCCAAACUGGGAGACCCCAUCACCACAGCCAAGGUGUGCACGUUCAUUUUGCAGUUCCACCCGUUCAGCCUCCCCAGAGUGGAUCACUUGGCCAGAAUGGCCACCAUGUCCAUUUGCCCCAGACUAUCCACACUAUUCACCCCAGCAAGUCUGGACAUCACACUCCUUCUAAUCAGAUGUGCCACAUCAGCCACCAGUUCCAGCCAGCAGAUCAUCCGACUCAUAUGGUAAAGUCUUUAGUCACUGGUAAAAGCAGCCUCCCAGGCCAUCCCAUCUACUCAGGCAGCACAACACUGGCAGGUCAUACUGGAACAAUAACAGUGGACAAGCUGUAUGGGAAGACAUUUGACAACCCUGAGUACUGGCAGCAUAGUCUUCCACUCAGAGCAUCCCAAGAGAAUCCUCAAGAUUCCACCCAGAGCUGCCAAGCAAGCCUCUACAAGCAGAAACUCUACAAGCAGAAUGGUCGUAUCCGCUCUGUCAUGGCUCCUAACCCAGAUUAUCUGUUAGAGUCUGAAGCCAUUAGGCCAGGGACGGUCCUGCCCCCUCCACCAUACCGGCAGAGAAACACUGUGGUGUAACAUCCUGGUCAUUUAUGUUUUACAAAGCCUGAUUCCUUGACCAGCGCAUUAAUGGCCCAUAGUUUUAUUCUGUCAGUCAUUUAAGCAAAUAAAUGAACUCAACCUAGUGAGGAUCUGAACCUUCAUUCUUUUCUGCCAGUGUCAUGGUUGACACCCAUGGAAAGGGAAUACCAAUCCAACCAAGUGCCUCAAUACUCCAAUCCAAGAGUAAUGUUUUCCUCUUUCAACAUUUGGCGGAAUCUUUUAGUGUUCAUAAUUCUGUCCCAGCUGGAUGUGUUUUUUCUUCAUUUGUGAAGUUAAGAAAUUGUACAACCAACAUAAUGGCACAUGUAAACCUUUUAAAAGGGAUGCAAUUUGUUCAAACUGCAGUCUGUUAUUAAGGUGUAACAACUGAUGGGCUCUACUUUCGUGGACCAAGUGCUAGCACAGAAAUAAGCACAUGCUUGUGUGACAGAAAUGCUAUUUCAUGACCAGUGCAGAAACACUAAUCCAGCAAAGAGUGGCACAAAAAGAGGUUGGUUUAGACUGAAUACAUGAUCAGAAGGUGUGGUUAGGCAUGCAGCAGCAAUAUCCAAUCAGAUUAACUUUUCUCAUUCCCUUUAAAAGCUGAACAUCAGCCAGUGACACAGUGACAGUGCAAUGAGAAUUUUGCUGUGGCAGUGAACGUGCAACAUUAAAAAUAUAUGGCACUCAAAGCAGACCUCCCAGGACUGAUGAGAAUGAAAUGGCCUGGGAAGAGGUUGCUCAAAUCAUCAAUGAAACCUCUUCCAGAGCCAGAGAAUGAUAAUACAAUAAUGAUAAUAAUUAUUAUUAUUUUUAACAUUGCCAACAAUAAUUAUGAUAUACAUAUUAUUAUCAUUGUCAUUGUUGUUCACUGUGAUGAGAUAUUUACAUAAUUGUGAUAUGACUAAUUAUUUUAAUUAUUUUAAUUAGAUAAUUUUCCAUGCAUAAUGACAAGCCAACUGAUUCACAUUUAAUAGUCACAAUAGAAAUGUUUUUAAAUUAGUUGUGUUUAGUUAGCAAUUUGGAUAGUUUUAGUGGGGUGAUGGUCAUGGUCAAAAUCAAAUUGUGAGAAGUUGCACACAUCUUUAUAUGCCUACUUGAACUGAGAAAAAUAUCAUAUUGCUGUAAUGCGUUGGUCUGAGUGCCGCAGGGUGAGGGGCAGGACGUAUAGACUCCAUCGACGUGUACAAACAUUUAUUGAUACAUAAAGACAAUGUCACUCACAUAUAACAUAAACAAUGAACAUGAAACGAUUAACAUUAGGUCCACAAGUGCUGUUUAAGGUCAAAACUAAUUCAAAAUGGGGCUGCUCCAGUGGAUUUUACACAACCCCUGUUGUGUCACUUUGGCCACUUUGUUGCAGGUGCAACAAAUUAACAAACAGCAAAAAAAUGUAUGUGUGCCAUACUAAAUAAUUGAAAUGGGCGUUAUGUGACUUUAACUCCCCAGUACAAUCACAAAAUUAGAGCCUCUUGUGUUUUUUAAAGAAAUGUAAAUUGUUCUGUACAUCUGAAGGACAUCUCUACAGUGAAUGCCUCCCCAUGGGACUGCCAUUUUUGGGUUCCACAGAUUUAUUUGCCAACAGUUAAUUUCUGACAGAGCCACCCAUGAUGUAUUAUCCAUUUGACUCUGUGAACGGGUAUACUCUCUGCGAGAGUGUGUCUAUGCUGUGGCAAGAAAAAAUGCUCUUAACCUAUUUAUGGAUUGUGAAAGACUUGUUUAUCAUAUUUAUUUGCUUCUCUAGUCACAGGGUUUUACUUGCAUGCACUGGAAUUUAUUUUUCCCUCUUAGGCUCAUUACAUUUAUUGUGAAAUAUUUGAUUCUGUGCCAAAUGGAGUUUGAGGCUGGGGGUUAUAAUUCACAAUGUGAGAAACUUCCACCUUUUUUUAGCAAAGUCAACAGUGCAAAAAUGCUUAAUGAAUCAGGUGGAGAACACCCACAAGGUGGUGGGGAACUCUGUCCAGCACUGUUGUUGCAAAGCUUCAAGCCCCCAGUCAUAAAUGAUACAUUAUGUUGUUUCUUGAUAUUUGGAGUGACACUGUUUACAUCGCUUCCGUCCCAUUUUUUUCCCUUAUUUUUUAACCGGCCUCAUAAUUUUUGCUCAAUACCACUAUAUCUUCUAUUUGCUGAAAAUAAUAAAUAAAGAUCUUGUUUAAUAUAA
Molecule: messenger RNA, 7506 nt
Organism: Electrophorus electricus (electric eel)
Lineage: Eukaryota; Metazoa; Chordata; Actinopteri; Gymnotiformes; Gymnotidae
Product: receptor tyrosine-protein kinase erbB-4-like
Biological process (GO): multicellular organism development; cell surface receptor protein tyrosine kinase signaling pathway; negative regulation of apoptotic process
Cellular component (GO): signaling receptor complex; plasma membrane; basal plasma membrane
Molecular function (GO): ATP binding; epidermal growth factor receptor binding; transmembrane receptor protein tyrosine kinase activity
Source: RefSeq, a predicted model, not a curated record